AGUACGUUAAUAUGGCCAAAACAAUCUGGCAACGCUGCUAACCCCCAAAUGCUCGUGGUCGUCUGUAAACAAACCGAGUACAGGGCGUCAUGGGAGGCAAACCAUCCUUGUCUUUGGCGUCUUUAUAACCAUCUUAAUUCCCAAAUUUAACGGUUUAAUAAUUGACUAGUUCCUGAUUGCCUCUGUGGCGUCGAGGCGGUGGUAAGCCAAGACUUCUAGUAUGUUUCUCCAGAAGGUGUAUGUGCUCGACAUGAGGGCCCAGCAACUACUCCGGCCCCUUGCUUGCCGCUCACUGGCCACCUCACACCCAAGGGCGGAAAUAAAGGCAGCAGCCGAAGAGGAAUUUCGCACUCUGGAAAUAGGAAGGAAGAAAAGAGAGAGAUUUACUGCAAAGACAUUCAAGCCUGCCACUAUGUUGCCUCCCAGGUACAAGCAACAAAAGACAGAUCAGGAUUGGGGUAGUGUGUGGCCAGCUGCCAGGACAUUCCAUCCGGCCACUGUGCCUUUCCCAGUACGGCAGGGAUAUCCAGCCUCAGGGCAGCCUACGCCAGACAAAUGGGCAAAUGCUGAACUAAUGAAAAUACCUAAUUUCCUUCAUCUGACUCCUCCUGUAAUAAAACGACAAUGUGAAGCACUGAAAAAAUUCUGCACUCCCUGGCCUGCUGGACUUGAAACUACAGCCAAACAGGAGAAACAUUUUCCAGUUACUGUCUCCAAGAGUUCAUAUCUACACUCAUCUCCUACUAUAAGGGACCCAAAGGCACGAAUAGUUACAUUGAAGGUACAUCUGAGAAGCUUGGACUUGGAUUACCACGGGCGAGACAAGCUGCUGCGCCUGGUGGGAGAGCGAUAUGAUGCCGACACAGACUGCCUUACACUGGUGGCGGAUCGCUGUCCACUCUCCCAGCAAAAUUAUGACUACUGCCAGUACCUCCUGACUGUCCUGUACAAUGAAUCUAUGAAAACAGAGCCAUGGGAACAUGAGAAGGAACUGGUGGACCUCGAAAAGUAUGUCUGGGAGGGCAGUCCUUCACAAGCAGCAGCACAGAAUGUGGUAACUGCAAGGGGCAUCAAUGAUGCUGAGGAACUUUUGAAGGAGUAUGGACAGGUUGUGACAGACCUUCACAAUGAGGGUGAAGAUGAAGCAACAGUCUUAAGGUAUCAAGAGAGUGUGAUGAAGUUGUUGGGUCUGACUGAUCCCCAGGACACUGCCACUGCCAGUGAACCUAAAUAUAUUCAAGGCGAGGUGUGCUAAGAGGAACUUGAAUUGAUUCUCAAAUUUUUGGGAAUAACAUGAACUCCAUUUUUUAUUGUAUAUUAAUAUGAUCAUGUAAUUAGUGUUUCAAAGAAAAGUAGUAAAGAAAUUGCCACAAA
Messenger RNA from Scylla paramamosain (green mud crab), 1374 nucleotides. It is a transcript of the gene mRpS35, whose product is annotated as small ribosomal subunit protein mS35-like. Gene Ontology annotation, cellular component: mitochondrial small ribosomal subunit. The record is from RefSeq and is a predicted model, not a curated record. The transcript is spliced from 7 exons. Bases 221 to 1255 code for a protein of 344 amino acids. Gene Ontology annotation, molecular function: structural constituent of ribosome. Gene Ontology annotation, biological process: mitochondrial translation. NCBI's taxonomy places the organism in Eukaryota, Metazoa, Arthropoda, Malacostraca, Decapoda, Portunidae.